Messenger RNA from Brachypodium distachyon (stiff brome), 1598 nucleotides. Its product is annotated as pentatricopeptide repeat-containing protein At5g56310. Gene Ontology annotation, biological process: RNA modification. NCBI's taxonomy places the organism in Eukaryota, Viridiplantae, Streptophyta, Magnoliopsida, Poales, Poaceae. The transcript has a single exon. The record is from RefSeq and is a predicted model, not a curated record. Gene Ontology annotation, molecular function: protein binding; RNA binding. Bases 31 to 1437 code for a protein of 468 amino acids.
AACUGCGUCACGGACUUGGCAGCCGCCUAAAUGCCCGCGCCACCUCUCCCCGGCGCCGGCAGGCGGCACAUGAGCCUCUCCCUCCUCGCCGACCGCUGCUCCACUCUCCGGGGGCUCGCCCUCGUCCACGCGGCCAUGCUCGUCUCCGGCCGCCUCGCCGACGACGCCUUCGCGGCCUCCCGCCUCCUCAACGCCUACGCCAACCUCUCCCCUCCCGCCGCCGUCCUCCGCUUCCUCUCCUCCCUCCCCUACGCCCCCAACUCCUUCAUGCUCAACACCACCCUCCGCGCCCUCGCCUCAUCCCCCGACCCUGCCUCCGCGUUCCCCUUCUUCUCCCUCCACCGCCGCUCCGGCAGCUCCUCCUACUCCCCUGGCAGGCACACCUUCCCGUUCCUCCUCAAGGCCUCCGCCCGCCUCGCUCUCCCCGUAUCCCAGCAGAUCCAUGCACUCGUUGUGAAGCACGGGCUCCAUCUUGACACCUAUGUCGCUAACGGCCUCGUCCGGGCAUACUCUGUAGCAGGCCUCAUUGGGGUCGCGCGGAAGGUGUUCGAUGGAUUGCCGGAGCGAAGCACAGUGGUGUAUACCACAAUGGUGUCCGGGUACACGCUGAACGGGUGUUAUGAGGAUGCCAUGGGUGCGUUUGGUGAGAUGAUUAACGAGGGGUUCGAGCCUGGUGACGUGGUUUUAGCAUCGGUGCUGUCGGCAUGUGCACGGUCGGAGUCAGGUGGGCUUGUGAUAGGGCGGCGCGUGCACAAUAUCAUUGAGAUGAGGGGGGUGGAGGCACCUGUCGGGGUGAUCCUUAGCACGGCAUUGGUUGACAUGUAUGCGAAGAACGCAGCUAUCGAGGAGGCAGUGACGGUGUUCAAGGGAAUGCCGGAGCGGCGUACAGCGACAUGGAACGCCCUGAUCUCAGGGUUGGCGCACCAUGGGCAUGGCAAGUAUGCACUCGUAAUGUUCCAGCAGAUGCUCCAGGAGGGCGUGCCCCCGAAUGCAACCACUUUUGUUGGGGUUCUGUCCGCAUACUGCCUCUCAGGGAUGAUUGACGAGGCCCGCAAAGCGUUUAGAUCUAUGAAAGACUUUGGGCUGACUCCGAGCAUCCAACACUAUGGGUGCAUGGUCGACCUCCUCGGCCGUAGUGGACUCCUAGUGGAGGCAGAGGAGAUGAUACGUGGGAUGACUUGCGAGGCGGACACCAUGAUCUGGGGGGCUCUUCUUACAGCCUGCAGGAACCAUGGCAACAUUGACAUUGCACUACGGACCGCGUUAGAGAUACUGAAACUGGACCCUGAAAACCAUGGCGUGUAUGUGGUACUAUCCAACAUAUAUGCAGAUGCUGGGAGGUGGCAGGACGUGGACAGGCUGAGGAAGGUGAUGAAGGGUGCACUGUUGUCAAAGAUCCCUGGCUCGAGCGCUGUUGGUGGCUACGGUGACGGAUGAGAUGAGAGGGUUUCCUGAAAGCUCAGUGCUGAUCAGCAAGUGACUUGUUGUUCAUGAACAAAACGGCUGCUAGCAAUUUAUCAACUUUAUGAACUCAAUCAACUUUGACAUCAGGUGUUACCAAUACUAAUUCAUUUUUUAGGGAAUACUAAUUCAUUUUA